AACGAAACUGCCUUCCGAUUUAACAUUGCGCGUGUAAUUAUGAUUUAAAAAAUCUUAUCAGCAAUAAACGUAACCAUUAAUGUAUUAUGAUAACAUUCUGACGACCAAACAUCACGUUGUAAAACAGUGUAUUUGAUUCUGUGAUAGUGUGCUACAAAAGUGAAAAUGUGAUAAAUUUUAAUGUAGAGUUUUAUAACGUUUAUUUUUAUUGACGAACUAAAGUCGCAAUAAUGUGGUGUUAAUGCCAAAAUGCCUCUUGAAAUUGUGUUAACCAAUGAGUGUGAAACUUAUGUGAACAUAAUGACAUAAAAAAUAUGGAUUUAUUUAUUACCGUGAGUUGGUUCUACCAUUCCAUUUCAGUACUUCCCGAUGGUCUAAAAUCUCUAAACUGCUUUUAAAUAGCCCUACAGCUAUAAAGUAUUGUAACGCAAGCAAUAAAUUAAAAUAAGAAUGAUGGGUCGAGCGCUGAAUUUACUCUACCGAAAAUACAACACGACCGUAGUUGGAGUGGAGUCGCGGUGAGAGGGCAUGGAGGGCGCGGACGGUCGCGAUGACCUGCUGGAGUGGGAGGCGCUGUACCUUCGGCUCCCCCUGCAGAACCUCACGUGGAACUCCACCGAGUGGGAUCCCAGUGGGUGGAACGUCACCGUGUCCAACGCCACCUUGGGAGCGUCCGCGCCCUUCGACUCGCCCGCCGCGCUCGUCCGCGCCGCCAUCAAGGCCGUAGUACUCGGCCUGCUAAUUUUAGCUACUGUAGUUGGUAAUGUAUUCGUGAUAGCAGCAAUACUUCUGGAGCGGCACCUGCGCAGCGCCGCGAACCAGCUGAUCCUCUCGCUGGCCGUGGCGGACCUGCUGGUGGCGUGCCUGGUGAUGCCGCUGGGCGCGGUGUACGAGGUGGCCCAGCGCUGGACGCUCGGCCCCGAACUCUGCGACAUGUGGACCUCCGGCGACGUGCUGUGCUGCACCGCUUCCAUACUGCACCUCGUCGCUAUUGCGCUUGAUAGGUACCGGGCUGUGACCAACAUCGACUACAUUCACUCACGAACGGCGGGCCGGGUGGGUAUAAUGAUAGCAUGCGUAUGGAUCGUCAGUUUCCUCGUAUGUAUCGCGCCUUUACUGGGUUGGAAAGAUCCAGAUUGGAACCGACGCGUUUCCGAAGACUUGCGGUGUGUCGUGAGUCAGGACGUCGGUUAUCAAAUAUUUGCGACGGCUUCGUCGUUUUACGUGCCAGUACUAGUGAUACUAAUACUGUAUUGGCGAAUAUACCAAACUGCCAGAAAAAGAAUACGUCGGCGGCGAGGCGCGACGGCGCGAGGCGGCGUGGGGCCGCCGCCCGUGCCGUCCGGAGGGGCGCUGGUCGCCGCGGGCGGCAGCGGCGGUAUCGCGGCCGCCGUGGUCGCCGUUAUCGGCAGGCCGCUGCCGACGAUAUCAGAGACGACCACGACAGGUUUCACGAAUGUGUCGUCGAACAACACUAGCCCAGAGAAGCAAUCCUGCGCCAACGGCCUCGAGGCGGACCCGCCCACGACGGGCUACGGCGCCGUCGCCGCCGCCUACUACCCGACGUUGGUGCGGCGCAAGCCGAAAGAAGCCGCCGAUUCCAAGAGGGAAAGAAAGGCGGCGAAAACAUUGGCAAUAAUAACCGGCGCGUUCGUAGCGUGCUGGCUUCCUUUUUUCGUGUUGGCUAUUCUAGUUCCGACGUGCGACUGCGAGGUGAGCCCGGUGCUGACGUCGCUGUCGCUGUGGCUGGGCUACUUCAACUCGGCGCUGAACCCCGUCAUCUACACCGUGUUCAGCCCUGAGUUCCGGCACGCGUUCCAGCGGCUGCUGUGCGGGCGCCGCGCGCGCCGGCGCCGCGCGCCCCCGUAGCUCCCCGCCCCGCGCCAGCCCCGCGGCCCCCUAGCCCGAGCCCCGAGCCCCUACCCGACUGACCUCGUCUAGCUCGACAUUAUGUUACCUUGUUACAUUUUUCAGAGAUAUAUUUACACCCCUUUAUUUUUUGUACGUGAUGAAUGUGAAUACGAUUACCUGUCUAGUGAUUAAA
This is a messenger RNA of Ostrinia furnacalis (Asian corn borer), 2044 nucleotides long. RefSeq names its product serotonin receptor 4 (gene Ser-4). NCBI's taxonomy places the organism in Eukaryota, Metazoa, Arthropoda, Insecta, Lepidoptera, Crambidae. Gene Ontology annotation, biological process: adenylate cyclase-activating adrenergic receptor signaling pathway; positive regulation of MAPK cascade. The transcript is spliced from 5 exons. Bases 529 to 1869 code for a protein of 446 amino acids. Gene Ontology annotation, cellular component: plasma membrane. The record is from RefSeq and is a predicted model, not a curated record. Gene Ontology annotation, molecular function: G protein-coupled receptor activity.